GGAGUGAGUCUGAGAACACUGAGACCACAGCACAGAGCGAUUUCUUGAAUUCACAUGACAAUUCAUUUUUCAUGACAUUACUGCUGAGUGACUUUAGGUUAAGAAGAAUGCUAAGGAUGUUCAUGUAUUUUAGGUCAAAGCUACAGAUUUAGAGAAACAAAAAGUUAAAUGCCUUUGUAGAAUAAAUUAGGUACCUGGGAUAUUUCUUGGAUUGGAUUACCUCACGUCUUUCCUAAGGUGGCUGUGUCAUCUUUAACCACAAGGCUGAAGAGCUGACAACAUGGCUGUGAUCCUAUGGGCUAUGGGUCUCUGUCUGCUGAUGCAGGGCUGUUUGUGCAGUGUUGGACAGACUGACAGAGGCUGCAUGAAAUGGACACAAAAAGGAGAUAAUGUUUGCUGUGAAGCCUGUUAUCCUGGAAACCGCCUAUUCAUAGAUUGUGGUCCAAGCCCGAAAGAUCUUUGUACUCCUUGUGAGACUGGGACAUUUACAGUGAACCCUAGAAACUACAGGUGUACCAGGUGUACACAGUGUGUAGGUGCUCAAGUCCUUGUGCAAGAGUGCACAGCCACAACAGACACAAAGUGUGGCUGUAAAGAAGGACUCACCUGUGGUGAUGACCGCUGUUCCUUCUGUGUUAAGAAGUGUGGCAAAGGUCAGGAACCUUCAGCGAAACGUUCUUGCAGACCAUGUCCAGAAGGAACCUUCAAUGACCAAAUUCACCAGAAGUGUAAACCCUGGAGUACCAAGUGUCCCAAUCCAGAUCAGAAGAUCGUGGCCAAGGGAGAUGCAGUUACUGACAUUAAGUGUGCUUCAAUUAAUGUUUCACUUGCUACAGUGAGCCGUCCAAAACAACCAGAUCACCCAGAACAGGCAUGGCCAUUGGUCUUAUCUGUGGUCACCAGCGUAGUUUUGAUGGGCUUUAGCAUCAUCAUCAUCAUCACUGUGGCCAUGAAAAUCCACCGGAAAAGAAAAGCAGAAAAUUACAUGGAAAAGCCAUGUAUCCCCAAAACACCGAUAAUCAGAACCCCUACAGAUGAUCCCAUGACAUUAAUAGCAAUGGAGUGCAGUUUCCACGAGGCCCAGCAAGAGCAGGGCAGCAGCUCAGAGUCACUUGCCUCCAAGGACUCCUCAGAUCAGCUCCUGGGCUAGACUGCUGAAUUCAAUGAAAGGAAACAGGAUAUCCUGAAUAAGAUGCGGUCCUUCUUUGUGAUUCUGAGCCACAAGUUUGGAGAAUGCCUUUGGUCUUUGGAUUGUCUAAAUGAAAGAAACAGAACACUGUGUUCACCCAGCUGUCUUUUAUCUACCCUCUUUUCCUUUAUCAGAAUAACUAAAGCUACUGUGAAAACACUGAAAGGUCAAGUUAAAGGUAACAUUUUUCUCUACAAUUACACCAGGAUACAAUUAUAGGAAACUUCUCAUCAAUCAGUAAAUAUAUACACAGGGGGAGGAAGGGGAAUUCUGAGAGGGAAAAAACAAAGUGGACAUCUAUUCAUCAUGUAAAUUAUAGCAAACAGCAAGGCUGUGUUUUUUCCCCUCAAGUUAACCUUAAAAGAUAUAGUAGUCCUAAAAGAGCUAUGGCUAUGGUCAAUCUUGAGCCAAUGGACUGUGUAAAAUAAUACUAUAGCAUUUGAAUGAGUUUCACUACUCUGAUAUUUGCAUGUCUGAGCGGUAAAGCUGCUGAGUGUUGCUCUAUGUAAAUGUACAGUGCAGGUGGGUGUUCAGUGUAAAAGCCUGACAACAGUCAGGUUUUAGUCCCGCCUAAGGCUGAGCCCACAUAUGCCUCCCAAAAUACCUAGGCUACUGUUUACUGCUGAACAUGUACAUUUAUAAUCCUGGCUGUUGCAAUAGCCAAACUUGAACAAUGGUGUCUCAAUCAAGAUUUCAUGUGAUGAAAUGUGAUUUAUCAUGGGAUAGUUUGUUACUUUUUGUCUGUUUUGGUUAAUUAUUUAAACUUGUCUAUGUGGACUAUUUUGUGUGAUAAAUUGUGAAUAAUAGUGCACAGGAUACAAUAGCUUUGUGUACUAUUGUAUAUAAAUCAGGUUGAAGACAGCGUGGUAUACAGCCUCUUCUACCCUACUUUGCCAGGAACUAAAUGGACUUUCCUACUGAUGCUUUAUUGGUGUCAAAAAGUCCAGUGAAGGGAGUUCCCCUUUUUGUCAAUAGGUAAGACAAUCCUACAACACAUGUAAAGCACCAGGGAGUCUACAGUUCAGUACAGAGUAUGCAUAUCUACUGUACCUUGGUCUUUUUUAAUGAGGCAGUUAAGUUAUUCAACAGCACUCCUUGAGCAAGCUGCAACAUGCCAAGAGUUACCACACAGUAGGUAUCCUGUAUGGACUCUUGUGCGAUUAGUCAUGUGGGCACACAUGUUUGAGAUUCCUAUUAAGUGAGUCAUGUGGGAAAUCCUUGGGACAAAUAUGAUACACACUUAAAAAAAUUAAGAACACACAAGAUAUCAAAAUGAGGUGCAAGGGUCAUGUGGAAAACCCAGAGUCAUUACUGUACUCAUUACUUUUGCUUAUCUUCUAGCACAAUUAAGUGGGUAGCGAGAUCAGACCAAGUGGUACUUUUUUCAAAAAACAUGUCUUUUCUCAACUGUAGCAGGCGUAUGUUUCUUCUGAAAUGGAACAUUUGAGAAAUGUGCUGUGUGGGCUUAAGGUGACAAUGUCAGCCCACACCUAUAGUAAUGCAUCAGUGAGUGUGUGUGAGUCACAACUCCAGCAAAGUGAUGCCUGCUGAAAGACCACAAAAUUCAUAGGUGCUGCCUUGAGAAGAGUUACCACAGUACAGUAUCAGUCAUACAGUAACAUUUUCAUGUUACUGAACUCAAGAACUAUACUAUUUUACUUCAUCUGUCAAGUGUUACCUGAUUCAUUUCAUGCACUUAAGGUUUGAUUAUGUGAAUUUAUCUCUUUCUUUGACAUUUUUCAUGACUUGUUUUAUAAUAUCUUCAGAACUAUACAUGAACACAUUGGAGUAUGCAUUCUUUUACAUUGUAUUUUUAUAACUUUUUAAACAACGAACAAAAAUGUGAAUUGUUUUUAUUUGUUGCACUUGCAUAAAGAACAAUUGCAUUCAUAGUGGUCCACCUAAGCCGUGGCAUAUUACAUUUAUAAAAACACAAACAAAAAACAACAAAAA
This is a messenger RNA of Siniperca chuatsi (mandarin fish), 3142 nucleotides long. RefSeq names its product tumor necrosis factor receptor superfamily member 9-like. Lineage: Eukaryota; Metazoa; Chordata; Actinopteri; Centrarchiformes; Sinipercidae. Gene Ontology annotation, molecular function: signaling receptor activity; cytokine binding. Gene Ontology annotation, biological process: regulation of cell population proliferation. The coding region runs from base 281 to 1150 and encodes 289 amino acids. The record is from RefSeq and is a predicted model, not a curated record. The transcript has 7 exons. Gene Ontology annotation, cellular component: external side of plasma membrane.